This is a messenger RNA of Penicillium chermesinum, 3108 nucleotides long. RefSeq names its product ATP-dependent RNA helicase MTR4. Lineage: Eukaryota; Fungi; Ascomycota; Eurotiomycetes; Eurotiales; Aspergillaceae. The transcript has 6 exons. The record is from RefSeq and is a predicted model, not a curated record. Bases 1 to 3108 code for a protein of 1035 amino acids. Gene Ontology annotation, biological process: RNA catabolic process; maturation of 5.8S rRNA. Gene Ontology annotation, molecular function: ATP binding; RNA binding; RNA helicase activity. Gene Ontology annotation, cellular component: nucleus.
AUGGACGAGCUCUUUGAUGUCUUCGAGGCUCCGCCUCAGACAAAAAGGGAUUCUGAGGAUGUUCCUCCGCACCCAAAAAAACAGAAGAAAAAUAAGAAGCGCCAAAUAGAUGGGAACGUGAAAGGCAAUGACAAUGUUAAUGGUAAUGCGCCAGCAAAGGAUACCGAGGCCACUUCCGAAGAACCGACUGCAGCAGAUGCCAUCACAAAGACUCACUCAACCUCUCCCACGGAAAAUACUUUGCCUGAUGCAAAGCGACUUCGACUCGAUGAGGCUCCAGCUCCUGUUGUUGCCGAUUCUUUCGAGACCGAACAGGAGCAACAAGUUGCAGGGACCGGUGAUGCUGCUAAGCCGCUGAUAGUCUCCCAUCAAGUGCGCCACAAAGUUUCAAUUCCACAGGGUUACCCCUACGUUCCCAUUACCGAGCACAAGCCGCCUGCAGAUCCCGCGAAGGUAUACUCGUUUACCCUUGAUCCUUUCCAACAACUCGCCGUCCAUGCGAUCCAGAGGAGCGAGAGUGUUCUGGUAUCAGCCCACACUAGUGCUGGAAAAACAGUCGUGGCAGAGUAUGCUAUUGCGCAAAGUCUGAAGAACAACCAGAGAGUGAUCUACACGAGUCCCAUCAAAGCGCUAUCUAAUCAAAAGUACCGUGAAUUUGCGGCCGAAUUUGGCGAUGUUGGUCUGAUGACCGGUGACGUUACCAUCAAUCCUACUGCUACUUGCCUUGUCAUGACUACUGAGAUUCUCCGAUCAAUGCUUUACCGUGGCUCAGAGAUUAUGCGUGAAGUUGGAUGGGUCGUCUUCGAUGAAAUUCACUACAUGCGGGAUGCGAACCGGGGCGUUGUCUGGGAAGAAACCCUUAUUCUGUUGCCUGACAAGCAGUUUGCCGACUGGAUCGUCAAAAUGCACAAUCAACCAUGCCACGUCGUCUACACCAACUACCGUCCGACACCGUUGCAACACUACUUCUUUCCAAUGGGUGCUGAGGGUAUGCAUUUGGUUGUGGAUGAGAAAGGUGUAUUCCGGGAGGAAAACUUUCAAAAAGCCAUGAGCAGCAUUGCUGACAAGAAAGGUGAUGAUCCCGCCGAUGCUCUAGCUAAGAGAAAGGGUAAGGGCAAGGAUAAGAAAUUAGACAAGGGGGGACUUGUCAAAAUGAUCAUGCUGAAGAGCUACAAUCCCGUCAUUGUCUUCAGCUUCAGUAAACGAGAGUGUGAGGCGGGUGCUCUCCAGAUGAAGAAACUCUCCUUCAACGAUGAUUCGGAAAAAGAGAUGGUUUCGAAGGUGUUUGACAGUGCCAUGGAAAUGCUGUCUCCAGAGGACCGAAACCUUCAACAGGUUGUCAACCUCCUGCCCCUUCUUCGACGAGGUAUCGGUGUCCACCACUCUGGCCUCCUGCCUAUCCUUAAGGAGACCAUUGAAAUUCUCUUUCAAGAAGGACUUAUCAAAGUUCUGUUUGCGACGGAGACGUUCUCAAUCGGCCUCAACAUGCCUGCAAAAACAGUCAUCUUCACCAGUGUUCGGAAGUUCGAUGGCAUAACCCAACGUUGGGUCACGCCCUCAGAAUUCAUCCAAAUGUCUGGUCGUGCAGGGCGUCGAGGCCUUGACGAGCGGGGUAUUGUCAUCAUGAUGGUUGGUGAAGAGAUGGACCCGGCUGUUGCCAAGGAAAUUGUUCGUGGUGAACAGGACCGACUCAAUUCUGCCUUCCACCUUAGCUACAACAUGAUCCUCAACUUGAUGCGUGUGGAAGAAAUCUCACCUGAGUUCAUGCUCCGCCAAUGCUUCAAGCAAUUCCAAAACGCUAGUGACGUUGGGACUUUAGAAGUCGAACUGAAGGAACUCGAGGACCAAAAAGCCAACAUGAGUAUUGAAGACGAAGGCACCAUCCGCGAAUACUAUGAUCUGCGGAAGCAGCUCGACGGCUUUGCGGAUGAUAUGCGUGCUGUCAUCACUCAUCCUAACUAUUCUCUGCCCUUCCUUAACCCUGGUCGGUUGGUCCAUGUGAAGUGGCAAGGCGCAGACUUUGGUUGGGGCGCUAUUGUUGACUACAAGACCCGACACCCACCAAAGGGGUCGAGGGAGGAAUUACCACCGCACCAAAAGUACUUUGUGGAGAUUGCCUUGCAGAUCGCUGAUGAGGGAGGCAAAGUUCGUGUAGACGUUGUCCCCGCCAUGCUCUCUUGUAUUCACGAAAUAUCCAACAUCCGACUCCGCUUGCCGAAAGAUCUAAGCCAGUCGAGCGGACGCGCCGCUCUUAAGAAGGCGCUUGACGAAACGAUGAAACGAUUCCCUGAUGGCGUGUCUCUUGUUGACCCGAUUGAAGACAUGCGCAUCAAGGAUGACAGCUUCAAGAAGCUUCUUCGCAAAAUUGAGGUCAUUGAUUCACGCCUCCUAGGCAACCCAUUACACAAUUCGCCACGCUUGCCUGAGUUGUGGGAUCAGUAUGCAGCUAAGGUGAAACUCGGCGAUCAAAUCAAGGAGAAGAAGCAGAAGAUCGAGGAAGCGAUGUCUAUUAUUCAGCUGGACGAAUUGAAGUGCCGCAAGCGUGUGCUCCGGCGCUACAACUUCAUCGAUGACAAUGAUGUUGUUCUACUCAAGGCACGUGUUGCCUGUGAAAUCAGCACAGGCGACGAAUUAAUGCUAAGUGAGCUGCUGUUCGACGGUUUCUUCAAUGAACUUACCCCAGAGCAAGUGGCGUCUGUCAUCAGCUGCUUUGUAUUUGAAGAGAAAGUCAAGGAUGCCCAGCCUCUUGCCAAGGAUGAAUUGGCCAAGCCGCUGAGAGAAAUCCAGAAACUUGCUCGUCAGGUUGCCAAGGUCUCGCAGGAAUCUAAGAUUGCUCUGAACGAAGAGGAGUACGUCAAGAGCUUCCAUUGGGAGCUCAUGGAAGUCGUCUAUGACUGGGCCCAUGGAAAGUCCUUUGGCGACAUCUGCAAAAUGACCGAUGUCUACGAAGGUAACUUGAUCCGUGUCUUCCGUCGUCUAGAAGAAUGUCUACGACAAAUGGCUCAGGCCUCCAAGGUCAUGGGCAGUGAGGACCUGGAGCGCAAAUUUGAGGAGGCUCUUCAAAAGAUUCGUCGCGACAUUGUGGCCGCUCAAUCUCUGUAUCUGUAA